Alexandromys fortis (reed vole) is the source of this 3626-nucleotide messenger RNA. It is a transcript of the gene Gpr65, whose product is annotated as G protein-coupled receptor 65. NCBI's taxonomy places the organism in Eukaryota, Metazoa, Chordata, Mammalia, Rodentia, Cricetidae. Gene Ontology annotation, molecular function: G protein-coupled receptor activity. The record is from RefSeq and is a predicted model, not a curated record. Gene Ontology annotation, cellular component: membrane. Gene Ontology annotation, biological process: G protein-coupled receptor signaling pathway. Bases 487 to 1497 code for a protein of 336 amino acids. The transcript has 2 exons.
UCUUGAUACAAGCAGAUCUUCCAGCCUCCUCGCUCAAGAGAAGCAUCACUCCCGAAACGGAAGCGGGACACUUUGGAGAGAAUGCCAGAGUGCAUGAAAAUAAAACCCACGCGCUCAUAUUUGCACCAGUCUCCAAUCUCCUGUAAGAUCCAGAAGGGCAAACUGAGAGUGUGUGACCUUUCAAGAAAGCUAAACAGCCCAUGAUGUUGAGCAUGCAGACUUCUAGUUGUUAAACUCAGUCCACUGCUUUACGUCACCUCCAGGAGCGUGGAUGCCGACUUCUGGUGGUGACAGUCUACGUAAACAUUUGAUCUACAAUCACUCUCCGAAUGCAUUGGUGAAUUGAUUGGAACUUCAAAAGCCAAGGAAAAUCUAAAAGAGAAAAACUCCUAGCCAAAAAAAAAUAACAUUGAAAUCUUAACAGCGAGGCAAGGCUUCCUUUCCUGUUCACAGCCUAAGAAGUGAUGUAACUGCCACUGCCGAACAAUGACGAUGAACAGCACGUGUGUUGAAGAACAGCAUGCCCUAGAUCGCUAUUUGUUCCCAGUGGUCUACAUAUUUGUGUUUAUAGUCAGCGUCCCGGCCAACCUUGGCUCUUUAUGCGUAUCCUUUCUGCAAGCAAAGAAGGAGAACGAGCUAGGAAUUUACCUCUUCAGUUUGUCACUGUCAGAUCUGCUGUACGCGUUGACGCUGCCCCUGUGGAUCAAUUACACUUGGAAUAAAGACAACUGGACGUUCUCUCCCGCCUUAUGCAAAGGAAGUGUCUUCUUCACGUACAUGAACUUCUACAGCAGCACGGCGUUCCUCACCUGCAUUGCCUUGGACCGCUAUUUAGCAGUUGUCUACCCGCUGAAGUUUUCCUUUCUGAGAACGAGAAGAUUUGCCUUCAUGAGCAGCCUGUCUAUCUGGAUAUUGGAGUCCAUCUUUAACUCCAUCCUCCUGUGGAAAGAUGAAACAAGCGUUGAAUACUGUGCUGCCGAGAAGUUGCACUUCACCCUGUGUUACGACAAAUACCCACUGGAGACCUGGCAGAUCGACCUCAACCUGUUCAGGACGUGCAUGGGCUACGCGCUGCCUUUGGUCACCAUCAUGAUCUGCAACCAUAGAGUCUACCGAGCCGUGCAGCACAACCAAGCCACGGAGAGCAGCGAGAAGAGAAGAAUCAUAAAGCUGCUCGCGGGCAUCACGUUGACUUUCGUACUAUGCUUCACGCCCUUCCAUGUGAUGGUGCUCAUCCGCUGCAUUUUGGAGCGCAAUAUGAACUUGAACAAGUCCGGAAAGCAGACGUUCACGGCGUACCGAAUCACAGUGGCUCUGACAAGUCUAAACUGCGUCGCGGAUCCAAUUCUGUAUUGUUUUGUGACUGAAACAGGGAGAGCCGAUAUGUGGAACAUAUUAAAAUUGUGUACCAGGAAACACAAUAGAUCACAAGGACAAAAAAAGGAAGUAAUUUCUGUGUCCACAAGAGAUACCAUAGAAUUAGAGAUUAUAGCAUAAAAGAUGAAGGCCAGUUAACUUGCAUGAUAUUAUACAAUAAAAACUGUAUUUUUGAAAGUAAAUCUGGUAGAGGAGGACCAGGAGUUUUGAGUGAAUACUUUAUUCUACCCCAGUAGAAGUAUUUUAAAGGUACAUUGUACAACUCCUACAUUGACUUUCAUUAAAUAAGGUAUGAAAAUGUACCAUUUUCUAAAGACUUGGCGCCAUCCUUGUUGGUAGAAAUUCUCUCCCCUAAGAGGCAUGUAGGAGUGUUGGUCUUUCAAUCAGUGGCCAUUCUGUCUGAUGGUUAUAAUUUUGCUCUUGUUGUUCUGUCUUUGGAAUUUCAUACUGUCAGCCACCAGUCUUCUCAUCUCUAUAAACCGGUACCUAACAAAUGUAACUGCUGAAUGCUAUUUCUAAUUAAUUCAUCGGCAAUAUCGAUGCCACUCCAUAUCCUGGGAUUUUCCAUUCAAUCCUGGGGUUGUGAAAGAAACGUUCUCAAGAACCUUCAUGAAGUUUACAUGGACUUGGGAACUGAGUCACUGAGGGAUGUAAAAGAAAAUGGACUUUGUAGUUUGAUCUUGAUUUCUUUCUAUUUAUAGCUGAAUAUAUGAUUGUUGGAACUGAUAAAAGUUUCCAUCCAGACAAAUAGAUAUUUAUAGACAACCCACCCCCCGGUUAGGCUUCUUUUUUGAAUUAGAAUAUGUAAUAACUUGAUACAGUAUAAUCUUUCAAAUCUUCAUUGUGGAAUUAAUCUGCCUAGCUGUAGGUAGGCAUUGGGUAGGCACUUUUUUAACCAAAGAAUUUUUGAAGGUUUCUCUCCUACCCUACUUUUCCCUUUGCUCCUCUUCUUUCUUCUCUUUCCUGUACAUUCUUUCUCCUUGUGCAGAAAUGAUCAGCUAGCAAGUGUCUAUACCACUUUGGAGCUGCACAUCAUGAAACAAAAGCAUGAUGAUCACAAGGACUGAUAUGUUCACAGCAGGAUGUGUGCGUAUGUGGCAGUCAGUAGUUUAUCACUGGUCUUCCGGGAUGAUGUGUGCACACAGUAGAAAGCUACCUUGCCUUGGUACCAUAUAUCCAGGCACCGUGCGUUGCAUUUUUCUGCUCAAAAUGCUGUCAUAGAGUUAGUUCAUUCUGUCUGCGUUCUAAGACUAAAGACACAGUAUUCAAAUGAAGAGUAGCUAAAAAUCAUUUGAACUGCUUAGUUAAUUUUUGGUUAAGUUAUUGGUGGUCUCUAAAAAUGCAUUUAAAGGUUAAAAAGUCCAGAAAUAAUAUCUUGGAUGCAUAUGAAAAUUCAGAUGUAGAAUAAGUGACUUCAAGACCACAAAGAUCCAGACCUUGAACCCAGAAUCAUGACUUGAUUUCCGGAGUUGACUUAGCCUUUUACGAUAAUUUAAAAAGAGUUUUUAAAAUAAUUUCUUUCUUUAUGCAUGAAAAAUUAAUAUAGUUGUUGGGUUUAGGUCAAAAUGGGGAAUGAGAGUUUUAUCACUAUUUAUACCUCUGGAAGUAAAAUUCAGAUAGUAAUUACUGAUCUGUUAUAGAGACUUGCUUAGGAUUUUUCUUCAGUUGGUUUUGAAAGAGACACAACAAACACAAACUUGCACUACCACUGACUGAAACAUUUUAAUUAGAUAAUUAACACUAAAACAUUGAUUUAGCAGAUUGUAGAGUUAAUUUACCAAAAUUCAGACUAUCAAAACUUGCUAGCAACCUGUGAGCAGGGCCGAUGAUGAAGCCAGGAGGUUUCUCAUAUGACUUAGAACACAGCUGAAUGCAAUCCCCACUGAAGAGUUAACCCUUGAAUCUUUAAAAAAGACUUCCUGAGCUCUUCAUUAAGAUUUUUUCCCAUGAGGCCCACAGUCUUCCCGGGAGGGAAAAAAAUUUCUAGCUUUAAUUACUCAGUACUUUUUGAUAAAGCCAAUUCUCUUACUGACCAAUUGUUGGGAAAUUUGCAAUGAUUUCCCCAAAGCUUGCUUUCUACAAAAUGCAGGAACCGUGGUAGCUCCUGCUCUUAAGACUUCUUUAAGCCAGGAGGUGAAGGCACACACCUUUAAUCCCAGCACUCUGGGAGGCAGAAGCAGGCAGAUCUCUGUGAGUUUGAGGACAGCGUGGUCUACAGAGUGAGUUCUAGGACAGCCAGAAAUACACAG